Molecule: messenger RNA, 1001 nt
Organism: Rosa chinensis
Lineage: Eukaryota; Viridiplantae; Streptophyta; Magnoliopsida; Rosales; Rosaceae
Product: protein LIFEGUARD 4
Exons: 4
Coding region: 85-813 (242 amino acids)
Cellular component (GO): membrane
Source: RefSeq, a predicted model, not a curated record
CUUUCACGCCAACAAAAUCUCCCAAAACAAACACACUAGUAGCAAAUUCCAGUUUCCUCUCUCCGAUUAGCAAGAACAGGAUCGAUGACGUCGAACCCGAAGAGCGAGACGGACUUGGCCUUGGACGCCGGAGCGACCCGCCGGCUCUACCCGUCCAUGGUUGAGAGCCCGGAGCUCCGCUGGGCCUUCAUUCGCAAAGUCUACGCCAUCCUCACCGUCCAGCUACUCCUCACAGUCGCCGUCGCCGCCACCGUCGAUUUAGUCCGUCCGAUUGCUCACUUCCUUGUCAAAACCCGCGCCGGCUUGGGCGUCGACAUCGCCGUCUUCGUCAUGGCCCUCGCCGUGUUGGUGGCUUUGAGAGUUUACGGCAAGAAGCACCCGGUGAAUUACCUCUUGAUUGGGCUUUUCACAGUCUUGAUGGGACUCAUAGUCGGAGUGGGUUGUGCUUAUACUGAAGAGAAGGUACUUUUGGAGGCUUGGGGUCUGACCAUUGUGAUUUUCAUGAGCUUGACUAUCUAUACAUUCUGGGCUGCAAGGAGAGGCUAUGAUUUCAGCUUCCUUGGUCCUUUUCUGUUUGCAGCUCUGAUUGUUCUUCUUGGAUUUAGUCUGAUUCAGAUCCUCCAUCCUCUGGGGAAAACCAGUCGUAUGAUAUUGGGCAUUGUGGGAUGUAUCAUCUUCUGUGGCUACAUUGUCUAUGAUACGGAUGAGCUGAUCAAGCGCCACCACUAUGAUGAGUACAUGUUGGCUGCAAUCCAGCUCUACUUGGAUGCUAUCAACCUCUUCCUGAAUUUGAUCACAGCUAUUGAUAGCUGAGAAUUGAAGCUGUUGCUUAACUCAGAUCAGUAACCUUCUUUUGUGCAUUUGGUCCUAGUUAUGGACUUAUGGUUUAGGUAAAAUUGUGAAUGUCAUGACAAAUAACUAAUGGAUGUUUAAAUGGAAGAUUACUUGUAGAUCUGUUUACCAUUGAAUCCAUUAUUAGAUUGCUGUUGAUUUACACUUUA